GAUCGUCCUUGGUGGUGGCAUGCAUCAGCGAGUGGCGACGGCGUGAGGCGAAAGGGCUCCACGUAUAGUUAGUAUCCCUCCGACUGUGUUGGACGUAGAAAGCAGAGCGAGGAGCGGGAGGCGGCGGCGUCCAUGUCGGAGGGGACUCGAUCUGCGGCGGCUAGAGCGAGAAGGGCGGCGUCCAACCUUGAAGUCGGAAGAGUCGUGCAUGCAGGGGGCGGUUUGCCGGUUUCUAUCGUAAUUUUCGGAUCUAAACAAGGAGUUGGCGUGUGGACUUGUAGGAGUAAUCAGCGGGACUGUUUUGUUGUGGGCAAAAUUAAGGGAGGGGAGAACAAACGAUUUUAGACCGUAUGAUAUAGACGGAUGGACGGUAUGGAUUCAAUUUUCCUACGGCACUUCGUGCCUUUAUAAGUAGUAGAGAUAGAGAUAGAGAUGAGACCUAACGUAAGAAGAGAGAUGGUCUUAUCCCAUAUUAUCCAAGUCUCGACCCAGCCUAAAAACCCAAAUUCGCGUUUGCCCCAGCCUCGCGUGAGAAACAACGCAUCCACGUAGGAUCGUAUGAAUUUCGGACGAAAUUUGUCGUAGGUAUAGCAAGACUUGUAGACAUUACGUGGGCCCUCAGGUAAAAACGAGCCGAGCCAGGUUCUCGGUCUUCGGUUCCACGCCCCCGUCUUCGGAUCGCUCCCAUCGAAACCCUAGCAAUUUGGCACCCUGACACCGCCGCAUGCUGAUCGCCGGCAGGUUACGUCCACCGCCCUCCGGCGAUGAUAUGCACACACGCCCCCAAGUAGCAAUCUGGAUCGAGCCUCAUGGUCGAUGGCAGUAUGGCAUGAGAAGGCGGAGAUUCGAUCUGCACGGUUUGUACACAUAUUCUUACAGUUGCCGAUCCAUCUCUCGUCAACAUACUGCAGACCUGAUUGAUCUGUUGCCCCAACUUAUCAAUCCAACAUAUUAGCACGCCAAUAAUUUGGCGAUGGCAGAAGUUGCCAAAAGAAAUUCGAGCCGAACAUUUGUUGACCUGCUAAUAUAUUGGUUUGGUAAAUCGAUCCCAUCAACCAAUCAACAACCCCCAUGAACAGAUGCAUAGGCCACGGUUCGUGAUGCAGAGCACAGUGCAAGUCAUGCAUGCUUCAGGUGUCUACGGGUGCAUGAUCCAAUCAGACAUGUUAUGUGCAUCGACAUGCCAGCAUAUCACACUUUUUGUUAUUAAAGGAUGGGCCUGGCGGCUGGCACGGUAUCUCCUGGGUCCUAAAUUUCAAUCAGCCUCUUCACAAAGAAGAUACAGUGUAACAAAAACAAAGGAAAGAUUGCCUCGGGCUAUAACGUGUGGAAGCUUUGCUACUAGGAAGUGUUCCAUUCCUGGGUGGUGAACGACUUAAAAAAAAUUAUUUUGUCCCGAGAGCUUUCCCCUCCCUUCCCCUGCCCCAUACCCUGCACAACAAACCCCACGACUCUGAUAUGCCCGCACCACCGCCACCGGAUAUCCCGCCGGUCGCCGCCGGUGAGAUGUCCCUGCUGGGCACGGCCAUCGGCGCCGCGAAGGCGGCGCAGCUACCCCAGGUCGUCAGCGACGCCUUCCACUCCUCCGACACUGUUCUGACCGAGAUCUGUGAGUUAUCCGACUCUGCUGACAACAUACACUGCAAGGAAAAACUGUCGAAAUAUGAACCUCUUGAUGAUGCUGCGAUAUCUAAAUGGCUCCUGUCAAUUAUUGGCACUCACAGUGCCCAUAACAUUGAUGUUAUUGUGGAUACAGUUCAUGAACUUGCCCCCAGUACAAACUGGCUGCAUGUAAUGGAAAAUCUUGAUCAUGAGGAUCUCAAUAUUCCGGAUGAAUCAGGCUUUAAUUUACUGAUGGCGGUAUAUGCCAGAGCUUCUAAGGAGCCGUUUCCACUGCAUGCUGUUUGUGGGUCACUGUGGAAAAAUACCGAUGCCCAAAUAUCAUUUUUAAAGCAUGCUGUUAUGGCUCCUCCUGAUAAGUUUUCAUUUUCACACUGCUCAAGGCAGCUGGAAUAUCUGGAUUUGGGUAGUCUUAGUCGAGGCAAUCAGGCUUGGUACUGCCUUGACCUUUUGGAGGUGUUAUGUCGACUUGCUGAUGCUGGACACAUUGUGUCGGUGCGGUUGAUGAUUGAGGAUCCACUGGGACAUUGCCCUGAACUAUUACUCCUUGGUCUUGGACAUGUCAAGACUGAGCAUAAUCUCCUUCAAAAAGAAGUUCUAUCAAGUGUAUUCUCUACUGUACUGAAGGACACUGCAAAAAGCAAUGUGGUUAAGUAUCUCUGGAGAGUUAACCCCUGCCUUACGCUUGGAGGAUUUGUCGAAGCUCAUUCUGAUCGAAAAUGUCUUCUUAGAAUUGCUGAUCUAUGUCAACAGUUGCAGAUCCUUUCUGCUGUCCUUGAUUCUGCUCCGUUCCCAUUCAACAUUAAACUGGCUGCUGCUGCUUCUAGGAAAGAUCAGGACCUUGUUGGGAAGUGGCUGAGUGAAAAGUCAGAAGUAUACAAGAGCCUUUUUCUUGAGGAAUGUGUUAAUAUCCUGGAAGAAAUUUUGAGCAGCUCCCCCAUGAAAGAACCUCAAGUCGAAGUUAUGAAUAUGUAUUGGCGGUCUUCUCCUCUUUUUUUAGAGGUUUGCCGGUCUCACUCAGGAAAGCAAGUUUCCACCCAGCUACUGGAUAAACACUCUAAGGUCAAUGAGGAACAAAUCAGAGACAUGACUUUGAAAUAUCUCCUUGGCAUUAUUGAAUAUCACAUUGGCAGGCUAGUAAGAGACCAACGGUUCUGUAAGGGUUUCAUUUUCAAAGAAGAACGGAAGCUUUUUGAGCUGAAAGGUCAGAGAUAUGAAUAUCCUCAUGGCAAACCUGACCUUUCGGAAGAAAAAUUUGGUCCUAUUGUACGUAAAUUGAAGACUUUAUCUAAAUCAAAUCAUGAAAGUUUAAAAUGUAUGAAGGAAGGACUACUUGCAUGUUUUAAUAGCGAUCCUCUAUUAUCUGAAGUGAAGGCCAUUAUUAUGGAAAACACGGCAAUUUUUAAGAAGGCUGCUCCAGUUAUUUCCCAGUAUCAUGAUUUCAUUGACAGAGUAAAUACAGAGAUCUCAUGGCUUAAUAGGGCUGCGAAAAAAGCUGAACAUGUUUACGGUCUUCUCUCGGGUCGCCAGCCAGUUUUGGCAGAAUUGGAAAGUCGCAUUUAUGAGCUGAAGAGAAGAGUAACCGUUCUUUCAAAAGAAUGCCCCGAAAGUUUGUACUCGCGGUGUCAGGCUUUGGAUACCGUGGCCAAACUUUGGGAAGACGUUGACCUGCUGAUGAAGGAACUAGUAAUGUUUAGACAAGCAGCUGAAGAUCUGUGUCUUAUCUCGAAGAACCUCAGAAGCCUCCUGAGUGAGAAAAAUAUGUAUGCUCACAGGUUCCACAUUACUGAGCAACACAUAAAGAGAGAAAGUCACCAACUGCACGGAGCACUACUUGAUCUUCAGCUCAAGGUGGAGCAGGCAGAGGAAUCUUAUGUGGAGAAGAUGGCUGGACUGUCUGAGCGAGAAACUCGACCCAUGAAGUAUGAAAAAUUAAUUAUUGACAACGCCAUUUCCUGGAGGACUAGGCUGUUCCGUGGAAAGAAUAUACUGGGAACUAUGAGAGAACAGGGACUAGACAUGUGCGGUUAUGUGUCGACCGUGGUGAUGACAGAGUCACUCUUCAAAAGAGCUUGGCCCUGGCCCUCUGAGUUUGUCAUUAAACUCUCUGAAUAUCACCUCCAAGAUAUCGUGAGGGCCUUUUGUGCCAAAAAUAAAAUGAAAGGCAAGGACACACUUGAUGUUUGUCUUGGAAAAAUGGUAGAGACGGGCGUUGUUAGUGAAAGUACGUACAACGGAGCUGACUUCGACACAAUGGGCUUUGAUAGAUACCGCAUAUCUGAAUUUGAAAAAUUGGAGCCUCCUUAUAUAAAUGAAUCUAUUGAUAAGUUGGAGGAUGGGACAGUUUUAAUCGGAACUUUUGGGAUUACCAAAGGGUAUUUCAGCUUGGGGCCUGAUGAUGUGUACGAUGCUCCAGAAGAUUCUGAGUUUGAGAUAGGCCCAAGUGGAAAAAUCCCGACACAUGCUGUUGUCAUAGUUGGCUAUGGGGUGACCCUUGCAGGUUUCCCAUACUACGUUUUCCAAAACUGGUAUGGACCAGCUUGGGGCAGAGAUGGCUUCGGCAUGGUAACUGCUCGUAGUAUCAGGCUCAUGUAUGCAGCAGAGUUGUAGAUAGACUAGGAAGUGUGACGAGGCGUAGUGCGGUGCGUGGCUAACAUUUGCGCAGAGCAGCUUUGGUUGGUCAAUGUAGCAGUGGAACUCUUUGUCGUUGUUUGCAUGCGGUUGUCUGCGGCCUCUGGUGGCGUGGGCUAGACCACACGAGUUGUAAAUCAGACCAAGAAAAGCGCUACGUUUAUCUUUUCUUUCAAGUACCAACUCGCCAAGAGAGGUUUGAAGAAGAAUUAUCUUUCUUUGGUAUGUGGCAUGUUUGAUAAAUGUAGAAGGGAAAUAACUGAAGAAAUAGUUAUUGCAGCUUCGUGGGGAAAAUGUAUUAACAGAAAGCGAUUACAUGGAUGGUGACAUUUAAUUGUAAUGGUAAAUUGCAAAUUCUCCUUC
Messenger RNA from Lolium perenne, 4614 nucleotides. RefSeq lists its product as uncharacterized. The record is from RefSeq and is a predicted model, not a curated record. Gene Ontology annotation, molecular function: cysteine-type peptidase activity; molecular adaptor activity. Gene Ontology annotation, biological process: proteolysis; nuclear-transcribed mRNA catabolic process, deadenylation-dependent decay; negative regulation of translation. Gene Ontology annotation, cellular component: P-body; CCR4-NOT core complex. NCBI's taxonomy places the organism in Eukaryota, Viridiplantae, Streptophyta, Magnoliopsida, Poales, Poaceae.